Molecule: messenger RNA, 966 nt
Organism: Prorocentrum cordatum
Lineage: Eukaryota; Dinophyceae; Prorocentrales; Prorocentraceae
Source: the annotation of a GenBank genome assembly
AUGACGUCCCCCCAGUCGCCAUGCCCAGGAGCGAGCGAGCCCCCGCUCCCCGCCCGGCGCGCCCCGCAGGAAGACAGCGAGGACAGCGACCACGGCGACGACAUCACGUGGUCCAGUCUGGUGUCGUGCAAGGAGGCUGGCUAUCUCAUGGGCAUGGGCUGCACUGAGGAGGGGUGCGAGAAGACUAUGCACCACAUCGUCGAGGAAAUGGGACUGCAGGCCCCGCACGCGUACGGCAUCCUCGACGUCAGGGAGGCCUCGGUCGGCGGCAGGAUCGCACGCCUGCUGAAGAUCCGGAACCCCUGGGGCGAGCGAGCGCCGCGGACCUGGCAGGGCGACUGGGGCAAGGACUCCGACAAGUGGACCCCCGAACUCAAGCGCGAGCUCGGCGUGGUGAACAGCUCGGGCGUGCCCAUGGACGAUCCCAUGUCCAUCUUCUGGAUGUCCUUCGAGGAUGCCAAGGAGUAUUUCGCGGAGAUCGAGAUCUGCCGGGUGCACGUCGGGUGGAGCGAGGUGCGUCAGCGAGCUUGGCUACCAAGCGGCGCUGGCCCCGGGGAGGCCUUCGAGCUCACCGUCUCGCAGAAGACUCGCGUGGACUUCUCGAUAUGGCAGGAGAAGCACGUCCUCCGGGAGGGCGCGCUGGGCGCCCGCAGCACCAACGUCGACGUGGGCCUCGCGGUCCUGAGAGACGUCGGCGCCGGCCCCGACGGCAGGACGCUCUUCGAGCUCGUGGAGUACGUCGAGCGCGCCUGCCUGGACGACGUCAGCGCCGAGGCCAUCCUCGACGGCGGCCACGUCUACAGGCUGGUGCCGGUGUCCUUCUGCCAGAUUUUCCACGCGUCCCCUCGAUACGCCACGGUCGCCGUGCACUCUGUCCACCCGGUGGAGCUGAAGAAGAUCGACUCCUCGUGGACGGACGUGGCCACGGCCACCCUCGAGGGCACGCGCAGGUUCGGAAGCAGGCGG